Drosophila melanogaster (fruit fly) is the source of this 825-nucleotide messenger RNA. RefSeq lists its product as uncharacterized. NCBI's taxonomy places the organism in Eukaryota, Metazoa, Arthropoda, Insecta, Diptera, Drosophilidae. Bases 213 to 725 code for a protein of 170 amino acids. The transcript has a single exon. The record is from RefSeq and is marked reviewed.
UCAAUCAAGUUUUUGAUUUGCAUUCAAAAACAAUAGGGACUAAAAUUCCAAUAAGAAACCAUUGUAAAGGUGUUAACCCUAUUUUAGAGAUUUCAUUUAUCGAACUUUUUUGAGGUUACGCAAAAAAGUGGCCCGUUUUCAAGACUAUCGAAGUGACAGAGAACAUUUCGCAGGGAGUUGCAUUUGCUAAAGACCUGCCAGCGAUUAACACGAUGGAUCCACUCCGCCGUAAUCCUCUUUUGGAAAUUACCAAAUGUGAGAUGUGCUCCAAUUUGGUAUACCAUUUUCCGACUGGAUUGUGUGCCCGCUGCUUAACUCUUUGGGCCGGAAAGAAACCAAUGGACGGACUGAGACUGACCGUGGACCAAUCGAAGGCUUUCCUUGUGAACAUUGCUCGCUGUUCGGAUGCCCAGGAUAAGAGCCAUAUGGACCCCACCUUUCAACGCGUGAUUGCCGAGGUGAGAUUGCAGCGCCAACAGAAACUUGAGCUGUUCCAGAAGAUUCGCCAGCAGUUACAGCUUUCCGUACUCACCGGUUCCUUCUAUGACAAAAAUCCAAAAUACGAAGUCAAUGAGGACUAUUGGAAUAUACCGGAUAUCGUCGAUGCAGACAUGCUGAUGUUUCAGAAAAAUAUUGACCUGCUUGCAGAUAUACCCACCAUUUCGUCAGAGAUCAAUGACGAAAAUAAAUACAAUAAGCGCGAAAAUAGAAAACGAAAUUUGUAGCUGCUAUCCACUUUUAAUACAAAAGAAAGUACAAAUAUUUCUGAGAAAUAUACAUAUAAAUGAUAACGUGAUAUAAUAAAGUAUUUAUACACCUUUUGGU